This is a messenger RNA of Vanderwaltozyma polyspora DSM 70294, 672 nucleotides long. RefSeq lists its product as uncharacterized. Gene Ontology annotation, biological process: positive regulation of transcription by RNA polymerase II. Gene Ontology annotation, molecular function: DNA-binding transcription factor activity, RNA polymerase II-specific. The transcript has a single exon. Bases 1 to 672 code for a protein of 223 amino acids. Lineage: Eukaryota; Fungi; Ascomycota; Saccharomycetes; Saccharomycetales; Saccharomycetaceae. The record is from RefSeq and is a predicted model, not a curated record.
AUGUCGAUGCAAAACAAGACUGUCCGUAAGAGAGCUAAGACACCAGAAGAAAAAGAAAAGAAGCGUAUUGAGCGUAUUCUUCGUAAUCGUCGAGCAGCUCAGGAGUCUCGUGAACGUAAGAAGUUGUAUUUGCAACAUGUUGAACGCAAGUUACAACUGCUGGAACAGUUGUUGUUUCGCGGCUCUGUCGAUGUUGAACAAGCCUUUGGUGACCAACAUUCCUUAUCAGUACUAGAAGAGUACCGUAGAUUGUGUGGCGAUGCUACUUUGGGUGGCAGCGCUUCCUCUUCUGUUCUGGCUAACUCCGUAUCUAGUUUUGAUUCUUCUUUAGAUACCUUGAUAAACUCCAAUGGCGGUGUUGCUACUGGAACUGCCGCUACCUCCACUGCAACCACACCAAUCGAUUCAGUGGUAAUUAAGGCUUCUGAUGAAUCUUUGGUUCCAUCUUCACAAACCUAUGAGUUCAACCGUUUCGAUGCCGAACCUCCAAUUGUCGUUAAGCAGGAGCAAGAACAAUAUGUUACAGGUUUAAUGUCAGAGUCCCACAUGGUUACAGAUGAUUGGAUUUGGCCAUGGGACCAAACUGCUGCAUUACUGUCGCCGGCUUCAUCGGCUAGUAGCUUUUUGGGUGCUGGCACCGAACUAUAUCAUGAUUCACCUCUGACGCUAUAA